CCUGGUGACAGGACAGCACCCAAGCUCCAGGCUCUGCAGCAAGCUGUCCACCCUUCUCAGCUGCUGCCCCUGCCCCAAGAUGGGCGGCCCUGGGGCUCAAGAAUCUGUCUCUCCUUUCUCCCCCUCCCUCCUUGUGGAAUCAGAAGAGCCAGGAGCUCAGACAAUACUUGUCACCUGCCUCCUCCCCCACCACCUCCAGGCUUCUCUCCUCUUUACCUGCACCCUAAGGAUGCCUGAAACCAGCUGGGAAACCCCUACAGGGACACAGCCAUUUCUUCAGACACAUGGUUAGCUCAGCGUGAAGCAGGCAGGGAGACAAUCUUAUCACAUGCCUCUGACCGCUCCUUGCGCGAGUCAGAGAAGGUGCAGUGAGGAAGUAUAAUGUCACAUGCAACACUUACAGGAAACUGGCCACAAGACAUCAGGGGAACUUGAGAACUUGGUCGUUUUCAGCGGAUUAAAACAACACAGAUUUAUCAGCCAGACUGUUGAAAGCCUAACUAAGUGCCCAGGAUGCCCGUCCCGCCCCCUCCAGCGCCCCCGCCGCCGCCCACGUUUGCUCUGGCCAAUACAGAAAAGCCUACCUUGAACAAGUCAGAGCAGGCUGGGAGAAAUGCUCUUCUCUCCGACAUCAACAAAGGGAAGAAACUAAAGAAGACAGUCACCAAUGACAGAAGUGCACCGAUACUGGACAAACCUAAAGGACCUGGUGGUGGUGGUGGCGGCGGCUUUGGUGGAGGAGGUGGCAGCGGUGGUGGUGGUGGCGGCAGUGGCAGUUUUGGAGGGGGUGGACCACCCGGUUUGGGAGGACUGUUCCAGGCUGGAAUGCCGAAGUUGAGAUCCACAGCCAAUAGGGAGAAUGAUUCUGGAGGAAGCCGACCCCCAAUUUUGCCACCAGGAGGAAGAGCCACGGCUGCCAAACCUUUCUCACCCCCAAGUGGCCCAGGGAGGUUCCCUGUGCCUUCUCCGGGCCUCAGAAGCGGACACCUGGAGCCUCAGAGGAACCGAAUGCCUCCCCCUAGGCCCGACGUGGGCGCAAAGCCUGAUAACAUUCCCCCUCCGGUACCCAACACGCCAAGACCCAUUCAGUCGAGUCUGCACAACCGGGGGUCCCCCCCAGUGCCCGGGGCCCCCAGGCAGCCCAGCCCUGGGCCGACUCCCCCGCCUUUCCCCGGAAACCGAGGUGCUGCUUUCGGAGGAGGCUCCGUACGUCAGACCCCCUCAGGCUCCUCCUCGCCUUUCUCCAACAGGCCGCCCCUACCCCCCACGCCGAGCCGGGCCUUGGAGGACAAACCCCCUCCUCCGCCCCCUCCGGUGGGCAGCCGGCCCUCCAUCCACAGGGAGGCCGCCCCGCCGCCGCCCCCUCAGAACAGCAAGCCGCCGGUGCCCUCCACCCCGCGGCCGCCCGCCGCCUCGCAGGCCCCGCCGCCGCCGCCGCCGCCCAGCAGGCCGGGCCCUCCCCCGCUGCCCCCGGGCUCCGCUGGUGGCGACGAAAUCCCGAGGCUUCCGCAGCGCAAUUUGUCCCUCUCGUCUUCGUCGUCCGCGCCUCCCUUGCCCUCACCAGGACGGUCGGGCCCUCUUCCUCCCCCGCCCAGUGAGAGACCCCCUCCUCCGGUGAGGGACCCGCCGGGAAGAUCAGGUCCUCUCCCACCACCUCCUCCAAUAAACAGAAAUGGCAGCACGUCUCGGGCCCUGCCUGCCACCCCUCAGUUGCCGUCCAGGAGUGGAAUAGAUAGUCCCCGAGGUGGGCCCCGGCCUCCUCUUCCUCCUGACAGGCCUGGUGCUGGGGCGCCUCCCCCACCUCCACCAUCCACAAUUAGAAAUGGCUUCCAAGACUCUUCAUGUGAAGAUGAGUGGGAAAGCAGAUUCUACUUCCAUCCCAUUUCGGAUUUGCCACCUCCAGAGCCAUAUGUACCAACAACCAAAAGUUAUCCCAGUAAACUGGCAAGAAAUGAAAGCCGGAGUGGAUCCAACCGAAGAGAAAGGGGUGCCCCACCCCUUCCUCCCAUCCCGAGGUGAUCCUCACCUGCUCUUCUCCACCCAAGCCCAAGAGCUUAUUCUGUUGUUGCUGUCCAAGAGGCGCACAGCCUCCUCCCCUUGUCUUCCCUAGUCCCCUGCACACUGGCAUUGGGGAAGAAGGGAAGUGACAUGGGAAUACGUGUGUGCAGGGUAGGAAUGCAGUAAAGAAAUGCACCUCGCUUUUUAUAUUGUGUACAUUCUCAAAGCUCUCGCUUGCUUUAGCUAUAGCCUGCUGGUGUUGGCUUCUUGGGGGUCUAUAGGCUUUUGUAGCAAGUAGGCAGAAAUAAAUUGUGUCCCAACUUUGAACAAACCAAAUUCAAACAUUCACUGCUUAUUUGCUACAGACUACAAUAUUAAAGUUCCUGAGAGCUGUUUGCUUUCAUGCCUUUUUUGCAUGCUUGGCCUCCUGUCUGUUUCCCUGAACCACAGACCACCUAAGCAAAUUGCUCACGUAAAAUGUUUGCGGUUACAGGAUGUCCAGUCCUUGGCGGUCUGAGGUAAGCUCUAGGACAGAGCUGUCCAAUAGAAAUAUAAUGUGAGCCACAUACACAAUUUAUAAAUUUCUAGCAGCCACAUUGAAAAAGGAAAAGAAAUAGGUGAAAUUAAUUUUAAUAUAUUUUAUUUAACCCUAACAUCCAAAAUAUCAUUUCAACCUGCAAUCAAUAUAACAUUUUUAACGAAAUAUUUUACAUUCUUUUUUUUUUUGGUACUAAGUCUUCAAAAUCCAGUGUGUAUUUUACACUUAGAACACAUUUCCAUUCGGGCUUAUCACAUUUCAAGUGCUCAGUAGCUACACGUGGUUGGUGGUUACCAUAUUGGACAGCGCAGGUCUAGAAGAUAGAGGCUAGUGCAAAAACUUCUUGUUUAAAAACCAAAAAAGGCAAGUUAAGCUUUAGCAAUUCAAGAGGUAACUAAAAAUAAAGUUAGGACCCAACACCUUGUUUGGCAGCUUGACCUAGGAUUUUGCUGCCUUAUUUUCCCCUCUUCCCUUGAAAUCUGUAUACAAGUGUUGCUUCACAGUACCAAGGUCAGGUUUUAAUAGGCUUUACAGCCAAGUGGAAUAAAAGCCAUUGGAAAGAGACUGAAAGCCAGUCGGGAUCUGGGGCUCAGAACCAGCUGCUCUGAGCUCACCUCUCGGUUGGCCUCCUGCCAUAUGCAUUUGAAGUGACUUCAUUCCUCUCCAGCCCAUAUUGUUCCUUAGGGCGGAGAAGCUCAUAGGCUCCAUAGUUGUGGGGGGAAGUCAGGGGAAGGUAGCAAACCAGAUACGUGGAAGAAGGGAGCAGAUUUGAGUUGAUGGGCAAAAACGCUAAAAAUCUAAAUCUGAUGCUUAUGCGGUAGAGAGAAAGAGAUUGCUGCUGGAAAUGGGAGGGAAUUUGUUUUGAAUCUGCCUGGGAGAAUCAUUUGCCUUGGAGCUAUGCAAAAAAUAAAGCUCCCCCAAAGGACCAUAGUGGUGAGCCAGCCUUGCCUUUUUUGUAUGAUUUUGUUUACAAAACCUUAUUGGGACUUUUAAAUCUAGCUAUAGAGUUAGAAAAAAAGAUUUCCAUUUAGAUGUUUUAUAUGGUUGAUUAUGUUUAAAAUUACCAUUACUUAUUUUUUAAAAGCACAUGGCUAUAUAUGUAUAUGUAUAUCUACCUAAACUUUGUAUCAUGGUUUCUGUGUAUUCAAGUAUUACUGGUAGGCGCUAACAAGAAUCAGUCCAAAGAAAAUUUUGCAAGAAGCAUUCCUAUUUAUAGAAUAAUUGUUUCAUUUAUAUAAAAGCAGAAGAACUUAGAGUUCUAAUAAAUGGGAUGUCUAAUAAAUUAUGAAGUUGCCCAUUUGAAUAUAUUGUAUUUUUAUAACUUUCCUUGCCACACUCCUAGGCUUAUUAUUAGUACAUUAGAGAACGUGGGUUUUUUUUCCCCUCUCUCCCCUACCCUUUGUGUUUCAUACAUUCACUUGGUGCCCUUUACACAAAGAGAAUCAAGAAAUAAAAAGGUGUAACAAGCUUGGCAAAGUAUUUAAAAAUUUUUUAAUCUCUAAUAUUUUGGCAAUAUAGCAGCAUCAUUUUAUUUUGAAUUCUUUGAUUGGGUAUCAAUAAUUGAUAAAAACCCCUACGAUAAAAUAAAGCCUAGUGACCCACUUCAGAAAAGAGAGAGUUGGGCUUUCCCAGCAAAUAUGGCAGAGUAUAGUCUAACCUGAAGAAAAUGGGUCUGAAUUUUUGUAAGGUUUAGUAAGAAUGGCCAAUUUCUUUGUAUAUUCCAACUUUGCAGGUGCCAUCCUAAGUUUGAAACAGGGUCACAGCUCAAAGUUGCUGUUCAUCCAGGAUAGAGGUGUUUUAGAAUGCAUUUUUAAAGUGAAUAUUCCAUUAAUACAUGUACAUCCUUUUUUUUGAAAGUUAGAAACCUAAUCACAUCCAAAACUGUGAGUAAGUUGUAUGCUAAAAUCAACUGUGGCAUAUCACAAAAAUUAAUAUUUUCUUUCCUGAAACCAGAGCUUACAUGUUUUCUUCCCCAUAAAAACUUCAGACAAAUGUAUUCAAGAUGCAAUACAGUAUUUUAAUAUUCACAUAUCACUUUUUAUUGAAAUGUAUUACAGUAUUAAAAUUCAGUGUUCAGUAUUUAUUUCAAUAUGCAUUUUACUUAGUAAAAACCAAGAAAAAUGUUUAAUCCAAUGGUGCCUUACUUGGUGAUAUGAAAGAACUUGACUUUUUAUGUCUAAGUAGCAGAUUAUUUGCGUAUUUGUAAAAACUGUUAGGCCUUUACAUUUUAACUUGUAAUACCAAUUUUGUUAUUUUAUUAGCAGAAAUGUGAUGACUGUUAAAGUGCCCAAAAAUUUUUGGCAUGAAAUUGAUUUUCCCUGUUUAUAGUCAGGGACUGUAAAGGAAGAAAAUGUUUUUCAUACCACUGCACUAUGUAAACAUGCACAUUUUGGUACUUAUGUCAUCAGGAUGGUUUAAAUGGUGGGAUAGGGUCUACCCUAGACAUCUGUGUCUUUUGAAAGUUAGCCAGACAAUAAAUAAGAGCAGAACGGUAA
Messenger RNA from Camelus dromedarius (Arabian camel), 5031 nucleotides. It is a transcript of the gene WIPF1, whose product is annotated as WAS/WASL interacting protein family member 1. Gene Ontology annotation, molecular function: actin binding. The coding region runs from base 514 to 2019 and encodes 501 amino acids. NCBI's taxonomy places the organism in Eukaryota, Metazoa, Chordata, Mammalia, Artiodactyla, Camelidae. The record is from RefSeq and is a predicted model, not a curated record. The transcript has 8 exons.